Messenger RNA from Strongylus vulgaris, 965 nucleotides. The record is from the annotation of a GenBank genome assembly. Lineage: Eukaryota; Metazoa; Nematoda; Chromadorea; Rhabditida; Strongylidae.
AUGGCUCUUUUCAUCAAACGUGAAGUUUUAUCGGACGAGGAGGACCUCGACGGUGACCCUUGUCAUGGUACCAUUGAGAUUUUGGAGUAUGAGCAGCGGCUUAUGGUCGAUACGAUGGAUGAUGAUGUCAUCUUCGUUCAUGCCAGAGGUCUUGGAAUGGAGCGACUAUUUCUUAAUCAUCUUAUAAUGUAUUCUGAUCAAAAGCUUUUGACUAUUGUAUUGAAUACAUCUCAGCAUGACGAGUCGUAUUUCAUCGAACAACUCAAAGCUGCGAAUGUGCCGUGCCUUCCGAAAGUGAUCAACGCUGAUGUCUCUACCAAAGAUAGGUCAGUUUCGUAUUUCAUCGAACAACUCAAAGCUGCCAAUGUGCCGUGCCUUCCGAAAGUGAUCAACGCUGAUGUCUCUACCAAAGAUAGAGAAGCUGUGUAUCUUGAAGGUGAAGUGCAGUUUAUCACUUCACGGAUAAUACUGGUUGACUUAUUGACUGACAGUGUACCAGUAAAAAAUAUUGCUGGCAUACUAGUUUAUCGAGCUCAUCAAGUUCUCUCAUCGUUUCAAGAGUCAUUCAUUUUGCAAUUAUAUCGUGAACGGAAGCCGGGUGGCUUCGUUAAGGCAUUUACGGAUAUUCCUACGUCGAUCUGUGCACUUGGGCAGUUACAGAGGGUAGUGGAUCGCUUAUACAUUAGGCGAGUACGCCUGAUUCCGCGUUUUGAUACCGAUGUAAAAAUUACUUUGGAAAAAUGUCCGCCAGCAAUGACUGAGAUGAUUGUGGAUCUUCCGGCUACUCUGCGCAGAGUGCACACCACAUUUGUUGAGCUGUUGAAAGUGUGCGUUCGUGAACUAAAGCAAUGUCUACAGUCGAGAAGCAGGUUGGGUUUUUCGGCAGUAUUGGAAGAAGAUACUGUAAAUGUUGCUGUUUAUAGACCCAGUCUUUUGGAAAGGCAAUUAGGCGAGAGACGGUAGGC